ACCUCCCCCAUAUCUACAGGUGAACGGACACCAGAAUGUCAUAUUCCUACAACCAAUAACGAUCAAAUGGCUCCUACCAAGCCUACACCGCCAUCAGCGAGAUCUAACCCAAGUCGACGUGGUGAUGCUAAUCGAAGAAUUGAGGGAAUGGGUGCUCGGGAGAUGGAUCAAGUUAGUUUGUCUUCAUUGUGCUCAGUAGAUAUCUCUCAAAGCUCAAGAAAGAGAAUUUCGAUCUUAAACUCACGCUCUAUCAUUUGCGGGAAAAAUCUGCUAAGACUGAACAUGAGCUUGCUAAAACACACGAUCAACUUACUAACGCUCUUUCUCGGAACGCCGAGCUAACGGAACUCAACGACCAACUUUAUGCUGAGCUAGAGGCUCGUGAUCAGGCGUUAGGGGACGCGGUUAGGAUGAUAACGACUUACGAAGAUCGUGUGGCUGAGUUGGAGAAGCUUUUGAACGUGGGAAAUGAUUUUCAACGAAACAAUGUUCAACGAGAAGGGGUACUGACCGAAGUGGAACGCCAAGAUGGGUCGGAGCCCCCAGUGCUCAAUCCUGAAGAGGAUGAGAGUUUUAAUGACGGGGGAAAUUGUGGUAAUAAAUCUGGAAUUCCAAACUGCCUCACAGUUGGAGUAUCUCCUUUCACUCACCGACCAUCACCCCGUCUGGCAACUCCCUUUCGCCCUCACGCAUCUGGCUCAGGAAGCAGGCUUGUCUCUCCUUCUCCGUCGGUUAAUUCGAACCUAAUCGACCUGAACACCCCGCUAUCGAAUUCAAAAGAUGCUUCAAGUUUUCUAAGGUCGGCGUUUGCAUGCAUCGAUACCCAUACGCCACUACGAUCAAGGACUGUAUCGUCAAACAUGUCCUUUAUAAACAGAUGCUCGUCUGUAAUGAGCGAUAGCCCUGGAGGGUUACAGACUGGUCAAUCCCCAGAUGACGAUUUUGUUCUUGACUCACCGCGACUGAGUGAACUGAGUGACAGUAGCUUCGCAAGCAUGUACGGUGAGCGGGAUGAUGAUGCCUCUGAGGGGUCUGGGGAUGAAGCAGAAAUGCUUUCCGAUAACUGCGAUAGCUCUAUUUUCAGGGAGAUAUCAUCCAGAAUUGGUAUGGCACGCGGAUCUGAAACACCGAGCUGGAGGAUCAGUCCGAGAAGCGAAAUCAUUGGGUUCAAUGCGAGAGGGCGGGAGGGGGAAUCGUUCGUAUUUGCUCGGAAUGUCUUGCCCCCUACACCGGAAUCAAUAUCACCAAGGAAGUAUAAUGGGUUCAAGCUCAUCGACGACGAAGCCCCUGACUCCCAUCUCCCCUGGAGCCUGGUUUCUUCUAGUGAGGGGAAGAGCAUUAUAGCAUCCAACAGUUCCUAUGGCACUGAUGCAAGUGAAGUCAGUUUGUCGACGAGUGGAAUUGAUACACCCUCGACUCCGCCUCCGAGGGAGUACGAGGAGCAGGAAGAGGGGGUGGGAGCUAAUUGUGGGACUCAAAAAUCAUCUCCGCAUAAAAGUCCAAGUUUUGCAGAUAUUACCAAUACGCAAAAGAGACUUGAAUGUAGGGAUAGGCUGGGCUGCGGAGAGGGCGCUCGGAAAUCAACGGGGAAAGUUGGGUCGUUGGUGUUACCAAAACAUGUCAGCUCGCGCAUUGGCAGUGUACGGGGUGGUGUUUGCAGCGGCCGCCAAAGUGCUUCGCUCAAAGCUCCUCGUCCAGUGAAGACAAAUACUACUUUCACCAGCCCUCCGUUAACCAAUAUACACACCCCACCUUGGACCCCUCGUACACCGGACAGUGAAACUGCUAAUCGCAAUGCUCGAAUUCUUCCUGUGAUCAAAAGAAAGGAUAGUUGGGAAAGUAUCGGAUCCUCUCUCGAGAAGCAUGAUGUGAAGGGCAAGGGGAGUCGUGUAAAUGGAAUACCCCGGCGAAAUACCAUUGCUCUAGCUUCGAAUAUUGCCACCCCGCCGAAGAAAGUUGAUACACCAAACCCAAUCUUGGCAGUCGACAAGAGAAAGUCAUCGAUUCCUGCUCUCGUCAGGUCGAACACUACAGGGGGCAGGGAUACCAAAGGGGCCGCCGGUAAGCUAGUCAAGGAGAAGGGUCGCAGGAUCGUGAACUGAGCAAGGUGACGGAGGUGGUGAGGCAGAGAGACAUGUAAUGAUAUCGUUUCGUUGUCGAAAACCUUUUGUCUCGUUCGGAGGGGGGGCGCGGGUUUUGGUACCGGGCAUAGGCAAGAUCGCAGCAACAUCACUAUCCUUGUACGCCUUCGCCAGACUUGAAGAAUAUCUACCAUAAAGGUCCAACGCAAACACUACCGGCAGCUCAAGAAACCUUUCGUUAAAAAAAAAAAGCACAAUCAGGAGCAUUGGCUCCGCACUCUCCUUUACUUUACUUGCAUCGCUAACGUCCCACCAAAAACUUUCCUCUCAUUUCUGGCAAUCUCAUUUGUUUUGGUACUUUCUUUUAAAAAGUGAUUAUUCUUUAAAGGGAUUGGUCGGUUUGGCGGCUUUCUUUUUCUUGCACCUUUUCAGCAUUAAUGUUCCCACAGGUCAUAAUGGGGUUUCCUAUGGCUUUUGUAUAGUAUCAACUAUUUUGUAUAGCCUUCCCCCCCUCUUCCUCCUCUUUCUUCAUACCAUUGAUUGAUUGGCUGUGCUCCUCCUACUAUCAAGUUAGCCGGUGUCUGGUGUUUUUUGUGUGGAGAUUUGACUGGACUUGCCGGGGCGUUGGGGUGGGGGUAAAGGAAGUUGGAUGGUGAAGGGGGAGGGGAGAGGGGGGGGGAGAUAGAUAGGGGGGUUCACGCUUU
Messenger RNA from Tuber melanosporum (Perigord truffle), 2785 nucleotides. RefSeq lists its product as uncharacterized. The coding region runs from base 411 to 2102 and encodes 563 amino acids. The transcript has 2 exons. NCBI's taxonomy places the organism in Eukaryota, Fungi, Ascomycota, Pezizomycetes, Pezizales, Tuberaceae. The record is from RefSeq and is a predicted model, not a curated record.